AUGGCUCCCGGAGAGAAGAUCAAAGCCAAAAUCAAGAAGAAUCUGCCAGUGCGAGGCCCUCAGGCUCCUACCAUCAAAGACCUGAUGCAUUGGUACUGCAUGAACACCAACACCCAUGGCUGUCGCCGCAUCGUGGUGUCGCGUGGCCGCCUGCGGCGCCUCCUCUGGAUCGGGUUCACGCUCACAGCCGUGGCCCUCAUACUCUGGCAGUGUGCACUUCUUGUUUUCUCCUUCUACACCGUCUCUGUCUCCAUCAAAGUCCACUUCCAGAAGCUGGAUUUUCCUGCUGUCACCAUCUGCAACAUCAACCCCUACAAGUACAGUGCUGUGCGGGACCUUCUGGCCGACUUGGAGCAGGAGACCAGAAGGACCCUGAUGUCCCUGUAUGGCUUUUCAGAAGUUAAGCCCCGCAAGCACAGGGAGGCAGGGUCCUGGAGCUCAACCUGGGAAAAUGUCCCACCUAAAUUCCACAACCUGGUCCCACUGCUGGUCUUCAGUGAGAACGAGAAGGACCAGGCCAGAGACUUCGUCACCGGCCGGAAGCGGAAAAUCAGCGGGAACAUCAUUCACAAGGCUUCCAAUGUCAUACACGUCCACGAGUCCAAGCUGGUGGGGUUCCAGCUGUGUUCCAAUGACACCUCCGAUUGUGCCACCUACACCUUCAGCUCAGGGAUAAACGCUAUCCAGGAGUGGUACAAGCUGCACUACAUGAACAUCAUGGCGCAGGUUCCUUUGGAGAAAAAAAUCAACAUGAGCUACUCUGCAGAGGAGCUGCUGCUCACCUGCUUCUUCGAUGGGAUGUCCUGUGACGCCAGGAACUUCACACUUUUCCACCAUCCCAUGUAUGGGAAUUGCUACACGUUCAACAACAGGGAAAACGCCACCAUCCUCAGCACGUCCAUGGGAGGCAGUGAGCACGGGCUGCAAGUCAUCCUGUACGUAAAUGAAGAAGAGUACAACCCCUUCCUGGUGUCGUCCACGGGGGCGAUGCUUGUCCACCGGCAGAAUGAGUACCCGUUCAUUGAGGACGUGGGCACAGAGAUUGAGACAGCCAUGUCCACCUCCAUAGGGAUGCACCUGACGGAGUCCUUCAAGCUGAGUGAGCCUUACAGCCAGUGCACAGAGGACGGGAGGGAUGUGCCAAUGAAUAACAUUUACAAGGCUGCCUACUCCCUCCAGAUAUGUCUUUACUCGUGCUUCCAGAUGAAGAUGGUGGAGAAGUGUGGGUGUGCCCAGUACAGCCAGCCUCUACCCCCAGCAGCCAACUAUUGCAAUUACCAACAGCACCCCAACUGGAUGUACUGCUACUACCAGCUGUACCAGGCCUUUAUCCAAGAAGAGCUGGGCUGCCAGUCAGUGUGCAAGGAAACAUGCAGCUUUAAGGAAUGGGCACUGACCACCAGCCUGGCACGCUGGCCAUCUGAGGUUUCGGAGAAAUGGUUGCUGUCUGUUCUCACCUGGGACCAAGGCCAACAGAUAAACAAAAAGCUCAACAAGACUGACCUGGCCAAACUCUUGAUAUUCUACAAAGACCUGAACCAGAGAUCCAUCGUGGAGAGCCCGGCCAACAGUAUCGAGAUGCUUCUGUCCAACUUUGGGGGCCAGCUGGGCCUUUGGAUGAGCUGCUCUGUCGUUUGUGUCAUAGAGAUCAUUGAAGUCUUCUUCAUUGACUUCUUCUCUAUCAUUGCCCGCCGCCAGUGGCAGAAAGCCAAGGAGUGGUGGGCCCGGAAGCAGGACCCCUCUUGCCCUGAGGCUUCCUCCAGCCAGCAGGGCCAGGACAAUCCUGCACUCAGUAUAGACGACGACUUGCCCACGUUCACCUCCGCUAUGCGCCUGCCUCCAGCCCCAGAGCCCCAGGUGCCUGGCACGCCACCCCCCAGAUACAAUACCUUGCGCUUAGAGAGAACCUUCUCCCAGCAGCUCACAGACACCCAGCUACCCACUGAGUCCUGA
Castor canadensis (American beaver) is the source of this 1953-nucleotide messenger RNA. RefSeq names its product sodium channel epithelial 1 subunit gamma (gene Scnn1g). The record is from RefSeq and is a predicted model, not a curated record. Gene Ontology annotation, cellular component: plasma membrane; sodium channel complex. Gene Ontology annotation, biological process: sodium ion transmembrane transport. Lineage: Eukaryota; Metazoa; Chordata; Mammalia; Rodentia; Castoridae. Gene Ontology annotation, molecular function: ligand-gated sodium channel activity.